ACCCAUCGUCGGUGCACGCGGCGCGCGCGAGUGUGAGUGAAACAACUAGUGUGCGUGACUCGCUCGCGCCAUUGUGUGCAGUGCAGGCUGUGGAACCGUCGCGUUCGGCCGGCUGUCAACAUCAAAAUUUUCGAAAACUCGCCGGCGAAAAUAAUGAGUGUGUGCAUCGCGAGUGCAAAGUGAGUUGUGAUAAGAAUGGUGUUGUGAUAAACGGUGGUUUACGUCGUUGGGAAUCGCGUGGACAGCGCGAUGCUUGCUUUGUUUAGAUCGUGCCCGGCACAAAAUCAAAAACACCUCAGUAGUUUAAGUUCAACCUGACAAAAGUUAGCUGUGAUCUCAUUUUAGUUUAAUAGACGUUGACUCAAUGUUAUGGAUGACAGAUAGUGUUGUUAGGGAUAAUGGGAGUGGGUAGCUGAAGAUGCCUCAUGCACACUCGAGUUCGGCAGCUAGCUCGGGGGGCGAUGACCUCGGCUCCACGGAUGAGGUCAAGGUCUUCAAGGACGAGGGAGACGGAGAGGACGAGAAGAGAAGCUCGGAGAAUCUCCUUGAGGAGAAGUCUAGUCUUAUCGAUUGGACUGAGAGUGAGGAAAAAUCCGGCGAGCCUUAUUCCGGUAAAUUAUCGGUAAAGUCGGAUCUAAGUCCUGUAUUUGGUAAAUUUGAGCCCCACCCGGCUGCAAGUUUCAACAUGGGCUACCUCAUGGCGCCGUACCCUUACCCCAACGGUGGGGCGCACCCCCUCCCCGUCUCCAUGACGAGCAAAAUGGGAUUGCCCGCGGGAGGUGGACUCUCCCUCUUCUGUCCGGGGGGAGACCUGGGCCAGCCGCCACCAGCUCAUAUGGGCAUCCCGCCCCCCUACCAGCUCGACUCCAAACUUGCUGCGGGGUUGGCACGGACCCCAAUGUACCCCUUCCCAGGGGGUACGUACCCCUACCCCAUGCUCAGUCCAGAGAUGUCACAGGUUGCUGCUUCGUGGCAUACUCCAAGCAUGUACCCCAUAUCUUCGGCAGCGAGCAGUUUCCGCAGUCCGUACCCCACCUCGCUGCCCAUACCAAGUUCUAGUCUAUCAAGUGAAUUGUACCGGUUUUCCCCAACGCUGGGCGGCGGGCUGGGCCUCGGGCUCGGUCCCGCGCUUGUCCCUCCGCCCUCCUCAAAAGCAGACCUCGAUUCACACCACUCUCGGUACGCGAGGUCAUUAGAAAAGGGCAGUAGCAGUAGUGCGAGCGACAAGCCCUCGGAGAGCUCCGCGAAUUCGAACAGCAAAGAGCAGAAUAAGAAGCCACACAUAAAGAAACCACUGAACGCCUUCAUGCUCUAUAUGAAAGAGAUGAGGGCGAAAGUGGUUGCGGAAUGCACGCUCAAAGAAUCCGCCGCCAUCAACCAAAUCCUCGGCCGACGGUGGCAUUCGUUGACUCGAGAGGAGCAAGCAAAGUACUAUGAGAAAGCGAGACAAGAGCGGCAACUUCAUAUGCAGCUUUAUCCCGGGUGGAGCGCGAGGGACAACUACGGUUACGGUUCCAAAAAGAAAAAGCGGAAAAAGGACCGAAGUCCCGCUGAGCUGGGAGGAAAUAACUUGAAGAAAUGUCGAGCGAGGUACGGCCUCGACCAGCAGAACCAAUGGUGCAAGCCUUGCAGGCGGAAGAAAAAGUGCGUGCGCUACAUGGAAGCCCUGGCCGCGGCGUCCGGGACCGUGCCCAUGCCGAUGGUGACUCCCCAGUCCCCUUGUUCUGAAGAAGACGUCAAGCUCGAGGAGAUGUCCGACGCCUCCAGCGAAGGCGACGCCGACACUCCGCUCAACUCCGCGUCGAGCCCCGGUGGGUUGAGUGCGCUUUCGUCUUUGGCGUCUCCAGCGUCAGAUCCGCCGCCGAAUCCCCCUAGGAAUCCAGUGGGGACUAACCCUAGAGAUGCGAAUAACCCCUUGUCCGUCGGCCAGCUGACGUCGCAGUCGUGGCCGCGCGCGGCGCAGGCGCGGCCCGGGCACGAGGUCAUCUCCGUGUCGUAGCGUCCUCCUAGUGCGCUGCGUCUUUAGCUUAACAGGACUUUACAACUCUCCAACUGGAAAACUCUGUUGACAAUCUUCAAAAGAUUUCUAGUUUGUUACAAGGUUUAAUGUACUGUUAAUCAAAGAUGUCAGUCUCUGUUAUUAUUCUAGAUCGACAGUUCAUGUUCUUCACCGACCUGGAAUUCUAAUAGAGCACGACUGAAAAUUAUCACUCCAUCGUUUUGCUCAUUGACUGUUUUACAAACAAAAUUUUGGAGCGAUAAGUUUCAUUAAAGCGACAUCUAGUUUCGAAUCUGGAACUAAACAGCGCCAUCUAGGAGUUGUGAACCGCGUUGGUUGUGAUUGUGAUACAAGGUACUCCCGCUAUGAACAUUUAGUAGUUUCCUACCUCCGGUCCGGCGAUAUUUAAUGAAAUAGGUUUAAAUGAUCAUGAUAUCAAGAAAUACCGACAUUUUUGUGAACAAUAAACCAUGAAGGAUUCACUGUUGUGGUGGUUGUGUACAACGCCAUCUAUGUCUAGCAAACAUAACUAACUGCAAACAAGUUUUCAAGGUUGCUCCCCGGUGCACUUAGCAACUAUGGCCUAAUUUUUUUAUUUCUGUAAAUAUUUUUACCAAAUGUGCGGUAUAUCUUGAAAUCACGACAAUAGAUUGCGAGGGGAUGUUUCGACAAUAUCGUACGCUUCUAAAAGCACAGAGCACACAUAGAAAUUACCACAUUUAUUAGUCGUCUUUGAUUGAUCUCAAAAUUGCAAGUCCUGAUCGAGUCUUUUGCAUUUGUGGCUCAUGUUGUAACAUAUUCAAAACGUAUAAAAUAAUAUGAACUAUAAUUUUGGUGAUCUUCUCCGCGAUAGUGUGGAGCCGGCGUUGAUGUACUCGUACGGCGUAGAUCUAAUAAUUCAUGUAUAAUUUUAUCAGCAAGUUUGAUGUCUCAAGAAUAAUAAUAUUUUAUGCGAUUUGAAUGCAUUAUAUAAUAUGAGUCCGUACUAUAGUCAUACAGGUUCUAGCCUAUCGGAAAUAAGACAUAUUUAAAUAUCUUUUAAGAUUAUUUUAUUCCUUUCUGAUAAUUUGUCUUGAUUUGGAGUUUGUAUGUGAAAUGUAUCUACUGGCUUAUUUUGAUGCGUAUUUUGUAAAGAGAUCACAUUUUUUUGAUACAUUUUUCGGAUAAAUUAUGAUCUUUAAAACAAUCAUUUCUGUAAUGAGUUGAUAGAAUGAAAAUCACUCGUUAUUAUGGAUUUUUAUUUGACAAAAAUCUUUAAUGUACAAUUUAUAUAUUAACUUAAAUUUGUUUACAAAUAAUGUGAUGUAUUUAUGAAAUCCAGCUUUGGCGUGUUCCCAAGCCAAUAAACAUUCGGAUGAUACACAUGUAAUGCUCUCUCAUAUUCUUGCAUUUACGGCACGAUGUACAAGGUGUGAAAUACAAAAAUUUCACUUUUGUAUGAUAAUAAAGAUAUUUAUAUCUAUGAUUACUAUAGUUUGACAUACAAUGAUAUCUCGGACCUAUGAGAUUUUUGUAGAAAAAUUAUGAUUUAUAAUGUAAUAAUGUGUGCAUUUUAAUUCGCCAUUUUCUUUAGUCCAACACAAAAUUCGAUAUUCAAAUUUCGAAUUAUUUUUUCUUCAAUGAAGUCAUAGAAAGAGUUUUUUCAAUGCAUUCAAGAUUUAGAAAAUGAUUGUUUUUUUGAUAUUUCAUAUCUUGUGCAUUGAGUACCACCACGAUUGCAUCGGCCUGCACCACAUGAGGUUCCAUGUAGCGUUAGAGUUAACAUUUAAGUUUAUAAUUUUCCCUUCGCGUUAUGUAAAAAGUUAUGUUAAGUUGUGGCGGAGGGAAAAACGUUUUUCCGUUGUGCGGAAUUAGACUGUCGUAGGUUAGUUUAGUCGCGUCGUACGAGUGAAGUUAUUGUUGUAUUGUACUAAAUUACCCUUAAAGUAAAAGAAAAUAGUCUAUUAAUUGUCUAUGAAUAAACAUUUAUUUAAUGUUAAUUAUCUUUGCAUGAAAAAGUAUGUAUGUAAGCUUUUUAGCUAUUUAACGUGUUUUUAUAUAUGAAAUAUUAAUAUUUGGUAUAAUUUUAUCGGAAUUUCAGAAACUAUUAAUCAGCGAAAAGGGCACUUUCGUACAAUACAUAUCUCUGUAUAUGUGUAAGUACAUACAUGAUGUAUAUGUAUAAAAUAUAGUUUUAUUCUAACUGUGUCAUAUUAGUAAAUAAGUGUACUAUGCUACUUACCUAUACAUAUACUAUAUAAAAAGUUUAAGGAAAAAUAUUAGUUGAUUGAAUACUGACUCAAAACGAAAUUAAGAUUCAUUGUAAACAUAUCUGACGUAACUGUUUUUUAUUUUGGAUCUUGGGGCGUCGCGGUCCUUUUCACACUCGGGCCACGGGAAUACCUAAUUAUAACGAAUAAUAAAAAAAUAAUAGUAUCAAAAUGAACAUUUAUAAAUAGGAUGGGUUAUUUAUUUGAAUAUGAUGAUGUGCACACUGCUAUCUGGAGAAAGGGAUCUGGAGAAAACGCGUCUGGCUUCGCUCGGGCAAAACCAUAAUAAAUUAUACACAGGAAUAACAUUAUCGAAUAAAAACCGCAAUAAAUCCGUAAAUCCGCGUAGUUUUAAAGAAGCAUAUAUGUGGAAAGACAGACAGCGUGAAGUGACUUUGUUUUACUAUGUAGUGAUGAAAAUUGUUCUCACAUAUAACAACAAUUGUCUUGUGGUCCAAGUUACCCCAGGUGGAAAUGCCCCAAGAUCUUCGGCGACCCAGAAUAUAUACUUAAGCUGGAGAUAUGUAAAUAAAUUUGUAAUUCGCGAGUAGAACAUUUUUGGUAUAAAGAAAUAUUGCAUUUAUAUAAUUAUUAUUACGAAAAACAAUUAAGUUUCCCUCGGAAUGUUCUUGAUGGUUUGUUUUUCGACGCAACAUUUUGUUAAUUACUUUUUAUUGUUAUUAUUAAGAAUUUUAACGUUGUUGAACGCAAUAUGAUCACGUGAUUAUGUAAUUUGAUUUUCUAAAUUGUGCCUGCAGUUAUUGAGGGAUUUUUUAAAUGGAAACUUUUAUGUACGGACAAGAUAAAUGUAUACAGAAAAAAAUAUUAACAAAUCUUAUUUUACAAUCGGACCAGUUUGAAUGAUUUCAAAUAUUAUUUUUAAUCAGUCGCACGAUUUUGCAUGAAAUCCGACUUGUGCAAUAAAUGAAUAUUAUGGGUACUGUAUAGUCUUCUAAAUAAACUAGAAUUUCAUUAAAAUUAAUUUUAAGGUCUAUUUUCAAGAAAAAAAAAACUAUAUUGGAAUUUGAAUUUUAUGUCUUUCGGAAGAAAUGAUUUAUUUUUCGUCGCUCAAUUAUUUUUUUAUGUUUUUUUUUUAAUAUUUCGCCUGUAAAAUAAGCGAACCCGUGCCAAAACCAUCUAGAACUUACAGAUUGCCAGGGAAUUUUAUUCUUUCGUUUUGUUAACACUAAUAUAAAUUUACAAAUGUCUUUUCGUUUUUAUUUGAAUUUAUAUCGGUGAAGCAUGAACCAAAAUAUAAGUUUUUUAUUUUAUCAGUUCGACGGAUUAUUUUAGUGUUAAUGAGCAAAGAAUAUUUUAAUGGACAGUAAUAAUUUAAUAUUAUAAUUAUCUGUGCCAAAUUUAACUAUACAUGUAACACCGUUUGGUAUUUGAUACACAAUACCUCCAAAAGGUCUUUAUGUUGAUAGAUUUUAUAGGUUGUUUUUAUUGUUAAGAGGCAAGACAGCGGCUUCAAUGAGCUACUUUAUUUUUUGUAGAAAAAACAUGUCAAAUUAGAAAACUCAAUUAUUAGGUCUGUUCCCGUAACUUGUGUUCAGUUGAACGAAUAUUAUUUUAAUAAACAACAUAAAAACUGUA
Messenger RNA from Plodia interpunctella (Indianmeal moth), 5844 nucleotides. RefSeq names its product pangolin (gene pan). NCBI's taxonomy places the organism in Eukaryota, Metazoa, Arthropoda, Insecta, Lepidoptera, Pyralidae. Bases 419 to 1999 code for a protein of 526 amino acids. The record is from RefSeq and is a predicted model, not a curated record. Gene Ontology annotation, biological process: regulation of transcription by RNA polymerase II; canonical Wnt signaling pathway. The transcript has 12 exons. Gene Ontology annotation, molecular function: DNA-binding transcription factor activity, RNA polymerase II-specific; RNA polymerase II cis-regulatory region sequence-specific DNA binding. Gene Ontology annotation, cellular component: chromatin; beta-catenin-TCF complex.